GCAAUUAAACGGUAAAUAAGAAGAAAAGAAGUGACGCAAUCUGAUGUUCCAUCAACUCAACAGUCAGUCGAUGUGUGUGCGGUUCAGAAACAUAUACAGAGAAACAGAGCAGAUUAAUAAUAAACUCUCCAUCAAUAUGAAGAAGCAUUAUUUAUCGUUGUUACUCUUAUUACUCGUGGAGGGUGUGUUUAGUGAAGUGAAGAUAUCAGUGAUGGAGGAAGAAUCUGUCACUCUACAGAUUGAUGUUACUGAAAUACAGGGAGCUGAGACGCUGCUGUGGACGUUUAAUGAUUCAAAUAAAUUCAUAGCAAAGAUUGACAGAGAAACUAAUAAUGAGAUCACAAUACCUGGGAAUGAUGAUGGAAGAUUCAAUAACAGACUGCAGGUGGAUAAGAGUGGAUCUCUCACCAUCACAAACAUCAGAACCGCAGACUCUGGACUUUAUAAACUAGAGAUCAGGAGCAGUCGUGGGAGCUCAUACAAGAGUUUCAGUGUUACUGUCUAUAGUGAGUCUGGUGUUGAGACAGUGUCUGUAAUGGAGGGAGAUUCUGUCACUCUACACACUGAUCUUACUGAAAUACUGAGAGAUGAGCUGCUACUGUGGAAGUUUGAUAACACUCGAAUCGCUAAUAUCAACAGAGAGGAAAAUCAGUUCUCAGUAUAUGAUGGUACUGAUGGGAAAUUCAGAGGUAAACUAGAGUUAGACAGUCGGACUGGAUCUCUCAAAAUCAGAGACAUCAGAACUGAACACUCUGGACUUUAUGAACUACAGAUCAGCAGCAUCAGAGCAACCAAACACAAGAGAUUCAUUGUUAUUGUCACUGCGGAUCGGUCUUCAGCUGCAGGUCUGUCUUCAGGUGCUGUAGCAGGAAUAUGUGUUGCUGCUUUUAUUGGUGUUCAGUUGCUCGAUUUACUAUCGCCACAGCAUCUGUAAAAACAAAAUAAAACAACAAAAAAAAAUAUGGUAGAGGUUUAGGUGGUUAUGAGGACACACAAGUCCGUCUGAAUGGAGGUUCCUAAACAGCAACAGUAUUUAAUCAGUGUAACAAUAUAAACAUGAGCUGUGUUUGAAAUUAACACUUUAGCACUACUGAGCUGAGAAACUUAACAAGAAUGAACAGGUUCAAUUGAUUUGGAAUAAAUUAGAAAAGUUUGUGCUUUCAUUCAUUAUAAAGCUGAUGUAAAACUGCUCAUUGUUAAUUACAAACAUAAUUAAUGCUAACUAAAUAUAUAAGGGAUAGAUUUCAUAAAUAUCGGCCAGUGUCUAUUCCCGUGUAAUGUGAAGUGCUCGAAUCUCUUUUUAUAGAUUCCAUUUUUAUAUGUUCAGUCAUUCUUUUACAUUUGUUAUUGUUUUGUACUUUGUGCCACAUUUUUGUCCUGUAUUAUUUUAUUAAGUUUUUUAUAUAGUUCUUAAAAUACAGUAUAUCAUGCUUCAUAUAUUUGUAAGCUUCGUGCUUGCCACUUGAAAAAAGCUAACUUUACAUUUUUGCAGAUGACCAUGAUUCCAUUUUUAUACUUUUAGUCAUUGUUAUGUUUUUAUUUGUGGUUAUUUUCUACAUUGUGCCUCAUUUUUAUACUGUGUGAUUUUAUUCUCUCUUUUUUUAUUUUUCUAUAUUUGUUAGCAUAUAUUGUGCUUUAUAUAUUUUUCAGCCUCAUACGUGCCUGCUGAACAAGAAACUGUUGCAAAUAUGUGAGCGUAUUUUCUGUUUUGUUAAGUAAAUCUGCCAGUUUGAUCCGAUCAGCAUGUGAAUCUGACGUUUUAAAGUGUCUUGAAAACCAUUUCAGGUCAGUUCUCACCACAGUUUUGAAAAGCUAAAAUUAAUGUGCAGCUGUCCUGUCAUCUGUUAAAAUGUUAGUAUUUCAUGAACUUUUAAAUGUAAGCUGAUAUCAGAGUGACUGAUACUGUGAUAUUGUGUACAGUACAGAUAUCUUACUAUCAUUCUGAUAUUUAAUACUGUAUACGUGAGGAUUCUAUGGAUUUACAGUCUCUUCAAUGGCAAGAACAGUAUAAAGCUCUUAGAUCACAUCUGAUUUUCCACAACUCAUGUUCUCUAGAGUUCUUUGUAUAAUGAAUGUUCUUGGAAUGUUCUUUUUUUCAAUGUUUUGUCCGCGGAACGAUACAAAAACCCACUGAAGAGACUACAUCUAUCUCUCACAGCCUAGUUGUCAUUCCCAUUUAAAAUUAAAGAUGAUGCCAACAUGAAUAAGGUCUAUGAAGACAUUCAGGUUCAACUAUAAUAUGAAGGAAUAUCAUCAGGUUUCAAGGCUGGGGAUGUUGUGUUUUACAUUUUAUAAAUGCAUACAAUAUUCAUUCAAUAAAGAUAAUUUA
Messenger RNA from Myxocyprinus asiaticus (Chinese sucker), 2329 nucleotides. RefSeq lists its product as uncharacterized. Bases 44 to 934 code for a protein of 296 amino acids. Lineage: Eukaryota; Metazoa; Chordata; Actinopteri; Cypriniformes; Catostomidae. The transcript has 5 exons. The record is from RefSeq and is a predicted model, not a curated record.